GCUGGAACAGAAGCAAACACAAACCUUCUGAGGAAUCAGAACCAAAACAUUCAGAACCAGCACAGGGAUCACAAGGUUCUGAGGCGGACCGGUUUCGGUUCGGGUCCGGUGGUUCAUCAUUUCACCAUGGACCUGAUCAGAACCUGGAGGAUAUCAAUAACGUCUCCAGAACCUCAGCUGACCUCAGAACCGAACCGUUCCGAGCCAAUCAGAGAGCAGGACCAGCUAAUCGACCCUCUGAUUGGCUCUCCGCUCAAUCAGUCAAUUAACAUGAGAUCGAUCAGCUCACGCGCGGAGCGGGCACACGGUCACGCGCUGAUGUCAUCAUUCCACGGUUCCGCCGCAAGCCAGAGCAGGUUCGGCUCCAACGGGACGGCGAGCAUCAGAACCGGUUCUGAUUCCGACCCGGGCGGUAAGGGAGGCCUGGGGCUCCUGCAGCCGGGCAGCAACGCUGUUGGUCGGGCAGAGGGAGUCCGGGCGCCCGGUGUGUUCCUGCAGGGCUGCGUCUCGUGGAUGGAAGUGUGCCGCUCAGCGAUGGGACCAGAGAGAGUGCUGCCGAGCUCAGAGGACGAGCUGGGGGAGGACGAGCGUCCGGUGGACGGGGCGGUGCUGCCUGGGGGGGAGGACGGAGUGGAGGAAGAGGAGGAGGAGAGCGGCGGGUACUACUACCAGCCUCUGAACCAGGACCCGGACGGACCCGGGGAGCCGGAGGAGGAGGACAGGGGGGACACGUCCCACUCGGAGCAGCUGCAGCACAGGAUAGAGGUGAUGGGUCUGCACCUACCUGAAGCUCCGCCCCCAGACAGCGACGAGGAGGAGGACCCGGAGGGGGCGGCGGCGCAGAGGAGCCGAGCGUCCAUCCCCAUGGAUCCAGCCCAUGUGGAGCUGGUGAAGAGGACGAUGGCGGGCGUGGCGCUGCCCUCGCUCGGCGUGCCGCCCUGGGCGCAGCAGAUCUCCGACGCCCAGUGGAGCGAUCUGGUCCAGAACGCGCUGCAGGAGCGCCAGAGUUCUGCCGGGCUGCGGAUGCUGCGCCGGAACCACGUCCCCUGAACGCACCGCCAGCAGCUGCAGCCUCGGCCGCUCCUGGUUCCGAUCCGACCCAGAUAACUGUUUACUGACUCUUUCUUCUUCUGUGGUUUAGUCUGGACCAGCUUCCUUCCCGUCUCAUUGCUCUCAUGUUUCCUGUUGUGUGUAGAAACAGGAAGUGGUCAUACAUGUGGGCGGGAUCUGCUUUAUUUCUGCUGUACAUGAACAUCUGUACAAAUCACCGUGUGAUGCUCAAUAAACAUCUGGAACAGC
Xiphophorus hellerii (green swordtail) is the source of this 1299-nucleotide messenger RNA. RefSeq names its product male-enhanced antigen 1 (gene mea1). The record is from RefSeq and is a predicted model, not a curated record. NCBI's taxonomy places the organism in Eukaryota, Metazoa, Chordata, Actinopteri, Cyprinodontiformes, Poeciliidae. Gene Ontology annotation, biological process: spermatogenesis.